GAUUCUCAAAUAUCUCCUAGCGAUGCGCCAUCUAUUGCCUUAAAAUGAAUGAGCAAGCCUCGGUUAGCUCGCACUUCUGGUUCCAGUUUAGUUCAGUGAGCAUCCAGAGGCCACGUAUAAACUAAAAUAAUGGCUGAUCUCAAUCCCAGAGACGUUGAAAAGGCGGAAUUCGCUUUCUCCAUUUAUGAUGCCGACGGCAGCAACGUUAUCGACGCAGUUGAUCUUGGUAAUGUUCUUCGCGCACUGAGCUUGAACCCAACCAAUGCUACCAUCGAAAAGAUGGGUGGUACGAAGAAGAGAGGUGAAAAGACCAUGACACUCGAAGAAUUCCUGCCAAUCUUCAGCCAAGUCAAAAAGGACAAGGAACAGGGUUGCUACGAAGACUUCAUUGAAUGUCUGAAAUUAUACGACAAACAGGAAAACGGCACAAUGCUGGGAGCAGAACUUUCUCACAUUCUGUUGUCUUUAGGUGAGCGUUUGGAAGACCACGAAGUCGAAAUCGUUCUGAAAGAAUGUAUGGACCCAGAAGAUGAAGACGGUUUCAUCCCAUAUGCACCAUUUGUCAAGAAACUAAUGUCGUAAGCUGGAAUAUUCACCAACGGAUGGAUCGCCUAGCCGUUUCUCAAACGGCUGUGCGAUAGAGCCGGGGGUGAAGAAUAAAUAGAAAAUUGAAGAACUCUACGCGAUUUGUUCACACUGAACAUCUUCGUGAAUGAUCAUCUGCACUAUCACCGACUUCUCGUUGCCUGCAAGGCAUUCUGGGACAUAUAAAAACACGGAUCAGCAUUUCAAAGCAGCAAAAAUUAUUUUAUCAAAGAAAACAGUGGUGCAUGACUUUUUAAAAUAUUUAUCUGUUUUGUCAUUAUGAAUCGACAACAUAUCACAUUUCAAUCUAUUUAUUGUUGAUCAAUAUUGUUUAAUACUACACAACAAUUUGUUUUAUUUCGUUCAUACUACUUGUUCUAAAAUCACCGCUAUUUCAGCUAAAAAUUGUUAUAACAAUAUACUCAACUAAAUAAGACAAUAUACUAUUUUAUGUAUUACUUUAAUAAAUUAUCAACAUAGACUCACUU
This is a messenger RNA of Phymastichus coffea, 1073 nucleotides long. RefSeq names its product myosin light chain alkali (gene Mlc1). Gene Ontology annotation, molecular function: calcium ion binding. The transcript has 6 exons. Bases 130 to 582 code for a protein of 150 amino acids. Gene Ontology annotation, cellular component: muscle myosin complex. The record is from RefSeq and is a predicted model, not a curated record. Lineage: Eukaryota; Metazoa; Arthropoda; Insecta; Hymenoptera; Eulophidae.